AUGCCUUACUCGAAAGCUAAACUGCAGCAUACAUUGCGCAUCUUUCGAAAGCUCAAGGACGACGGCCCUGCCUGGUUACCCAGCAACGAGCAAAGACAUCUGCGUGAUGAUUACAACUUCCGCCAGAUAUCGAGUUCAAGGGCUGUCAAACAUGUGAGCCUCUUUUUGGAGGAGAACUCGUCUUCAGAUGAUCUUGACGAAUAUAAUCCUUCUCUUACUAAACGCAAACGAAGAUUGGCACGGGCAAUUGCAUCAGAACGUCUCCCAAAGAAGGCUAAGCGACAGGUGCAGACGAGCACAGGAAGUUCUCAGGCAGAAUCCACUGGUCCUGGUCCCGAUACUGGUUGUGUCUUCAGUACUCCCUCUAGUCAUGGUGAUAACAAGAAGCUGCAAAAUGUUAGCAAACCUAACACAAGCCGCUUCUAUCUUGACAAACUUGAUGAAGAAGCAGCAAAGAUCGACAACCAGGGCGGACGACGACUACGAAAUGACAAGUUCAUUUUAGACAAAGACAAAUCUGCAGCCAACAAGAAAUGUAUGGCUUGUACGCUUUCCAAAUCCCGUUGCGUCAGAAAGAAGAACAAUGAGAAUUGCUGCACACGCUGUGCCACGGAACAAAUUGAGUGUAUUAAGGUAGAUCAGGCUGUCAAGCAGCUAGUGCAGCCUGUUGCUCAAGAUUCAGAUGGUGAAGUGAUCAGAGAGACGAUCGAACUGCCCAUCCCAGAUGCUCAAGCAUCCACCUCGACUAUACCAAAUGGACCCUUGCCAUCAGCCCGAGCAUCAGACUCGUUGCUAUCCAGAAGGGGACCAACACCAAUUCAAACAUCAAGCUCAGUUUUCCCUGCCCCAUUGCCCACACCAUUGCCCACACCGUUCCACGUGUCACCUUCAUUCAAACCUCAUCAGCCUCCAACACCAAGCCAAGUCAUCAGAAAUCAUGCUGCUUCACUUCGGUCACCGCCGACGAGCUAUCAGGCCGGAAACUUUUCUUUUGGCUCGGCAUUGGGAAACUCUCGAGAGAGCGCAAUUCUUUUGGACUGCUCGCCAUCUCCGGAUGUAUCACCUGCGUCCUCACCAUUGCCCCAUGAGAAUCUGGCUGGAAGACAGAUGACUAUUGUUACAACCUGGGCACACCCCAUCAAUUUCAAUCAUAAACCAACCCCAACAGACCCAUGCCAUUUCUGCUCCGAUUUUCGGUAUGGCAUUUUUGGAUAUGGUGAAUUAGAAGUUGGUGUGAUUAAAUAUCGAGACAGUCCUAGUUAUGAGGAACUUGGUAACGGACAUCGAUCAACCCACGAUGGGCCGACAAAGAUGUGCAUCAAAUGCACUCUAAGCCGCAUCUACAUCUCUUCCUGCAAAGUCCACUCCAUCAUACAGUAUGCCAGGCGUGCUAAGGACCUCGAAGAACAGUAUGGUGCUCAAUUGGCCUCGGCAGACUGGGUGCCAGAAUUUCCGACUCUCAAGGCUGGUGUUCUUCGAACAUGCUCGCUCUGUCACGCACCGGCAUACUUUCGAUGCAAUGCAGAUCAGUGUCGUGACAAAGUUGGCAGAGUAUUGACAGGGCUCAGAGGCAAAGGAGUCGGAUGCGGUCUCAUGCUGUGUGACCGGUGUGCCCCACAGGUCCAGAAGGAUGGUAUCUUGAAGAGGGCAUCGAUUGACGAUCUGGACGGGUUUGAUCCACGGAGGAAGCAGAGGGCCGAUGUCGACUUCCUCUUCCCUGGAAGUCUCCUACAUGAAGCCUUCAGAGAGAUCACUUCGACUUCCGCCUCACGAAAGAACGUAGCAUAA
This is a messenger RNA of Exophiala bonariae, 1788 nucleotides long. RefSeq lists its product as uncharacterized. The coding region runs from base 1 to 1788 and encodes 595 amino acids. The transcript has a single exon. The record is from RefSeq and is a predicted model, not a curated record. NCBI's taxonomy places the organism in Eukaryota, Fungi, Ascomycota, Eurotiomycetes, Chaetothyriales, Herpotrichiellaceae.